GGACUGCAAAAUUUUGGGCGGGGAAGGUGGGACAAUAGAAGCAAGGACAAGCAAGGACAAGCGGGAAGAGAGGCGGGAUGUGCGGAAGCACCCGGGUGCGGGAUCAUCCCCUAUUGAACGAGGGACCCACGCAGGCGCUCGGGUAGCUUUCCCUCUGAUCUUCUUCUCGCUUCUGAUCGGGUUGUUUGAUUGGUUAAAAUCUGGUUGGUCUCGUGAUUGAUUGGUCUGGUGAUUGACAACGUGGAGCGGUUGAUGAUCUACAGCUGCUGGGAGGAGUGGAGAGGGCUGCUGCGGUCUCGUGAUUGAUUUGUGAGUCAAUUCGACGUUGUUCUGGCAGAGAAAAGUGACGUAAACCUCUGGAGCCUCGCCAUGUGUGUUUCGCACUGAUCGGCAAUCGGCAACUGGAGCACGAAUGCUUCGGAAGGCACCAUCCAUCGCUACGAUCCUGUCCACAUACAUGGUCCCUAUUCAGCCAUCAUUGUAACGGUAUCAUAUAUAUCCAUCACCAUCAUCCUGAUCAUCAACAACGACAACGGGGGCAGCCGGAUUGGGACAUUGUCAUGCCUACCGGUAGUGGCACGGGUUCGGCACGGGUUGCGUGUUUGGGCCCCCUCCUCCUCCUCCUCCUCCUCCUUGCUGUCAUAACCAUUGAUCGAAGCGGGGAUGGGGACGAUGGCGUUUCAGCACAGAUGUAAGAAUCAACGGCUGGCGUCCGCUUGCGACCGCCCAUCGUCACCUAGUAGGUGUCGUUCGAUUGUGCAGCUUCUCCUUGUCCUCCUCUGUCAGGUCUUUCUCCUCCAGCAUCGCGAUUCUUCGCGGUAUGUUUGGCGAUGGGGGGUGCAUCCGGGCAAUUUCCAGGAGUCGGGUUAAAAGAAAGGGGGGGUGGGUCAAAAGAAGAAAGGGGGGUGGUAGAAAUCGGGUGAGGUAAGAAGAAGAUUAGUCAAUAGGAGCCAGAGCGACGUAGUCCUCCUCCUACUGCUCCUGGUCGUCCUGCCAUGACGAUGGAGAGGACGGCGAGCAUGGGCAAGCCCCCUCGGCCGCCGAUGGGGCCCCCGAUGGCGGCGGGAUCGGCGACGUCGUCGCCGGCUUCGACGACGGGGACAGGAGGAACGACUCCGGGCGGAGGCGGAGGAGGGGGAGGUUCGAGCGAGCCUCGCAAGCAGCAGCAGCAGCUCCGACUGACGAACCUAGAUGCGGCGGAGAGCGCCGCUGCUGUUGACGCUAUGAGAGCAGCGCUCACCGCCAGCAAACUCGCUGCCAUAGCCGGCAACGAGUCUCCCGUCACCCCCUACUUCUCCCGGACGAUGUCGGAGAGCAGCGACGACCUCUUCGAAAUCUCGAUAACCAGGGAUGACGCCUGGGAUGCAAUGAGGUUCCCGGAAGAUGGUUACAGCACCAGUUUCAGUGUGGGAGAGAUGUUCCCAUUCACAGGGUUAGGAGAAGUGCCACUGGUCUUCGACAAGCGACCGGUCGGGCAUGGCGGAUCAGGCGGUGGGGGAGUGGGAGAGGACGCGGAUAUGGAGGAGGAUAUGAAAGCCAAGCUUCGUGGAGAACACCCGGAGUCUUCCGGCCCGGUAUCGCCGAGGGACAGGGCUUCGUUGGCGGCCUUGUCCAAGUGCUUCCCUGUCAUUAAGCACUCGGUAAUGGACGGCAGGAUACAGAAAUCCAAAGGUGGGUUUAAGAAUUUGAAAAGGCAGACAUCGGCUUCCAGUUUCAAUUCCGACUUGUCGUACAGGCACACGCCCGGGUCGCCUAUCAAUGGAAUCGUUGAGAAGGCGCCCGUGUUGAUGGAUGUGGAGAGAGGAGAGAAGGGUGUGAUGGUGGUUGGGAGUGUGGGAGGGGCGGGGGCUCUCGGGGUACGCGGCAGAGGCUCAGGAUUUGCCAAAGGUAGAGGAAAAAACCGAAGGAGCGGGAGCCUGUCAUCGGGCUAUCAAGAGCAAUUGCCGGAGCAUUUCGGUGUGUCUGACUGCAUGCUGGGUCUCGCCAUCUUCAUGACAAUGAGUUGCCUUUGCAUGGCCAUCGCCGAUGUCUUGCUGGAGGUGCUUCGGAUAAAGGGUCAGUUUGAUCACUUGAAAGACGACAAUCGCCGAGAGUUUCUUAUACUCAAUCUGCUGUCGGCUCUAGUGGCUUAUCAUUCUUUAUUGGGGAUUCGACAAUGCAAAUUUGAUGCAGCGAAGAAUGCUCUACAGGUCGCAUGGUUGGUGGAUGUCGCGCUGUUGGUUGGCGAUGUUGCGUUCAUCGUUAAGAACACAAAACCGGAUGCGACCAUUGCACGGCUCGAGCUGUAUCUUUUUGGAGGGCUCACAUUUAUCAAUUUUCUUAUUGCAACUUACCUGUACAUAAGGCUCAGUGCAAGGGGCCAUAAGUCUGGUGGGUCUAGCGAUGGCGUGCGGCAGGGCACUUCAUCUGGAGCUGGGUGUGCAGGAGCCAUCGUGCCAGUAGGCAGUCGUGGUUCACGAUCUGAGGCGGUGGAGGCGAGGUUAGAAACCCCUCUUUGGUUGAGGGAUAAGGAGCGGACAAUAGAGCCAGUGGCUGCGUAAAAAUUGUGGGUCAACGCACGGCUCUGUGGGCCCGGCGUGGGGGUUUAUUGCCGACGUCUUGUCAACGUCAUUUCAAGAGAUUCGAUUGUUCUGUAAGUAUCUUUGCCUCUUGGUAAACAGUAAUUGCUGGUUGCUGUAAUUUGUGUGUUCGCGACGUGCCGUAAAAAGCUGUGUACCAGAUUGGUGCAAGUCGGGGAGGGCUGUGUAAAGAUGCUGCUAUGUAAUCAGCAGUGGAGUUUCGUAGAUACGUAGGCAGGUUAAGAAAGUAGAGUGAAAAGUAGGUAGGAUGAAUAGGUCUGCGACUUGGAGUUUGCAUUGGUUGUUAAAGCACUUGAUAAGUGGGAGGGAGAGAGAGACGGUGGCUGUCCCACGCGGAGGAACAGAUAGGCGAGGAAGUACACUGCGGAAGGGAAGAAGCGAAACCGAAGAUUGGGAGAGAGGAAGAUCCUGGAGGGAGGGAGCGAGGGAGGGAGGGAGGGAGGGAGGGAGAGGUAUAACAGAGAUCUGGUGUUAAAUACUGGAAGAGAGGUGGUGGUUUUGGUUGUUUUUUUUUUAAUCGGUACCUCCGGGCAAUGGAGUUGCAUGGGGGGCGCUUUCAGGUGACCUGUGUUAUAAUGUCCCGCUCGAGUCUUUAGCGAGAGGCGCUUUCUUGGUGUGGCUUGAGUGCUUCACCGAGGUCUUCGAUGUAGGUGCCUGUAGUGUGGUGGCAGCAUUGUUCCGUCGGCUAUCUUGCCGGUGCCCUGUUGGUCAAUCGCGGGGAAUAUGUAGGCAGUGUUCUUGGGAUCGAAGGGAUGGGGUCCAUUCUGCCCAGGUGAUGAGUGCACUGGGCUUCUUGGCUGCUGAGUGACCUGCACAGAGGUGGGGAUGGGCACACACUCACCUCUCUGCAUAUAGCGGAACAGGUAGCGAGCCGUGCUGACCCUCUGGUGAGCCAGCUAGUCUAAAAGGAACCAUGGAAAAACGGGGUUCGGUUGGGGGAUUGUUCCCCUUGUUUGGAGGGUAGAGAAAGCCCGGGCCUGAGACAGUCGGUGCUGGGCUCUAGGGAGUCUGGGUCUUCAGGUUUUGGCCUGGGGUAGGUCGCAUGGAGCUGCAGAUCUUUGAGCUCUCUCUCUGCAAGCAAGGUAAUGCGACAAAUUUGUCUGAUGAAGCUCUUGCUUAGUCACCGUGGUUUCACUGCCGAACUUCAUUCAUUUGGUGGGCAAAUGAGGGGAGAGGGGAAAUUGACUGGGUGAGUUCUUUCGGAAUGGCAAUAAGAAUUUCGGAGUGAUUGCGAUACAGCAAAGUGAACUGAGGUCAUGUUCUGUAGGUCUUUUGUCUCUCUGUCACUCUCUCUCUCUCUCUCUCUCUCUGUCUCUCUCUCACACACACACACACACACACUCUCUCUCUCUCUCUCACACACACACACACACACACACACACACACACACACACACACACACACACACACACACUCUCCAUCCUUUUAUGACUCUAUCUAUAUACAUAUCUAAUUUGUGCAAGUGAUGGCAGAUGGGUGUGUGGGCAGUUGGCGCAUAAACAAACGUGGCCAACCUUG
This is a messenger RNA of Chara braunii, 4098 nucleotides long. NCBI's taxonomy places the organism in Eukaryota, Viridiplantae, Streptophyta, Charophyceae, Charales, Characeae. The record is from the annotation of a GenBank genome assembly.